Messenger RNA from Ochotona curzoniae (black-lipped pika), 7225 nucleotides. It is a transcript of the gene THOC2, whose product is annotated as THO complex 2. The transcript has 39 exons. Bases 31 to 4812 code for a protein of 1593 amino acids. The record is from RefSeq and is a predicted model, not a curated record. Gene Ontology annotation, molecular function: mRNA binding. Lineage: Eukaryota; Metazoa; Chordata; Mammalia; Lagomorpha; Ochotonidae. Gene Ontology annotation, cellular component: THO complex part of transcription export complex. Gene Ontology annotation, biological process: mRNA processing; mRNA export from nucleus.
AUCCGGGCUUCUGUUACUAGCGAGGGGAAGAUGGCGGCGGCAAGUGUGCUGCUUCCCGCAGAGUGGAUAAAGAACUGGGAGAAAUCAGGAAGAAGCGAAUUUUUGCAUUUGUGCCGGCUCCUUAGUGAAAAUAAAAGUGAUGAUAGUUCGACUUACAGAGAUUUCCAGCAAGCUCUCUAUGAGUUGUCAUAUCAUGUCGUUAAAGGAAAUCUAAAGCAUGAACAGGCAUCUAAUGUUCUUAAUGAUAUUAGUGAAUUUCGUGAGGAUAUGCCCUCCAUUCUUGCUGAUGUAUUCUGCAUCUUAGAUAUUGAGACAAAUUGUUUAGAAGAAAAAAGCAAGAGAGACUAUUUUACACAGUUGGUAUUAGCAUGUUUGUAUUUAGUUUCAGACACAGUUCUAAAAGAACGCCUGGACCCAGAGACACUGGAAUCAUUAGGGCUUAUUAAACAAUCACAGCAAUUCAAUCAAAAAUCAGUUAAAAUCAAGACAAAGCUCUUUUAUAAACAGCAAAAAUUCAAUUUGCUAAGAGAGGAGAAUGAAGGUUAUGCCAAGCUGAUUGCUGAGUUGGGGCAAGAUUUAUCUGGAAAUGCUACUAGUGAUUUAAUCUUAGAAAAUAUCAAAUCGUUAAUAGGAUGCUUUAACCUGGAUCCCAACAGAGUUUUGGAUGUUAUUUUAGAAGUAUUUGAAUGCAGACCAGAACACGAUGACUUCUUUAUAUCUUUAUUGGAAUCUUAUAUGAGUAUGUGUGAACCGCAAACACUGUGUCAUAUUCUUGGAUUCAAAUUCAAGUUUUACCAGGAACCAAAUGGUGAGACUCCGUGCUCUUUAUACAGAGUGGCAGCAGUACUUCUGCAGUUUAAUCUUAUUGACUUAGAUGAUCUCUAUGUACAUCUUCUUCCAGCUGAUAAUUGUAUUAUGGAUGAACAUAAACGGGAGAUUGUGGAAGCUAAGCAGAUUGUUAGAAAACUUACAAUGGUUGUAUUGUCUUCUGAAAAAUUGGAUGAACGAGAUAGAGAAAAGGACAAAGACGACGAGAAAGUAGAUAAGCCACCUGACAACCAAAAGCUUGGCUUAUUGGAAGCCUUGUUAAAGAUUGGUGAUUGGCAACAUGCCCAGAACAUUAUGGAUCAGAUGCCUCCCUACUAUGCAGCUUCGCAUAAGCUAAUAGCCCUUGCUAUUUGCAAGCUCAUUCACAUAACAAUCGAGCCUCUCUACCGAAGAGUUGGUGUUCCUAAAGGUGCUAAAGGCUCACCUGUUAAUGCUUUACAAAACAAGAAAGCACCCAAGCAAGCGGAGACGUACGAGGAUUUGAGGAGAGACGUGUUCAAUAUGUUCUGUUAUCUUGGUCCUCACCUUUCUCAUGAUCCCAUUUUAUUUGCCAAAGUUGUGCGCAUAGGCAAGUCGUUCAUGAAGGAGUUUCAGUCUGAUGGAAGCAAGCAAGAAGAUAAAGAAAAAACGGAAGUUAUCCUUAGCUGUUUGCUUAGCAUUACUGACCAAGUACUACUUCCGUCUCUUUCUUUGAUGGACUGCAAUGCAUGUAUGUCUGAAGAACUAUGGGGAAUGUUUAAAACAUUUCCUUAUCAGCAUAGGUAUCGUCUGUAUGGCCAGUGGAAGAAUGAAACUUAUAAUAGUCACCCGCUCUUAGUAAAAGUUAAAGCUCAAACAAUUGACAGAGCCAAAUAUAUCAUGAAGCGGCUAACCAAGGAAAAUGUGAAGCCUUCUGGAAGACAGAUUGGAAAGUUGAGCCACAGCAAUCCAACGAUUUUGUUUGAUUAUAUCUUGUCACAAAUACAGAAGUAUGAUAAUUUAAUAACACCUGUAGUAGAUUCAUUGAAAUACCUCACUUCAUUGAAUUAUGACGUCUUGGCCUAUUGUAUCAUUGAAGCUUUAGCCAACCCAGAAAAGGAGCGAAUGAAACAUGAUGACACAACCAUCUCAAACUGGCUGCAGAGCCUGGCUAGUUUUUGUGGCGCAGUCUUUCGUAAAUAUCCAAUUGAUCUUGCUGGCCUUCUUCAAUACGUGGCCAAUCAGCUAAAGGCAGGCAAAAGUUUUGACCUGCUUAUAUUAAAAGAAGUGGUACAAAAAAUGGCCGGAAUUGAAAUUACAGAGGAAAUGACAAUGGAGCAACUAGAGGCCAUGACUGGUGGAGAGCAACUAAAAGCUGAGGGUGGUUAUUUUGGCCAGAUCAGAAACACUAAAAAAUCUUCGCAAAGGUUAAAGGAUGCACUAUUGGACCAUGAUCUUGCUCUUCCUCUAUGUUUGCUUAUGGCCCAACAGAGGAAUGGUGUAAUCUUUCAAGAAGGUGGAGAGAAACAUUUGAAACUUGUUGGAAAGCUCUAUGACCAGUGCCAUGACACUCUGGUACAAUUUGGUGGGUUUUUAGCAUCUAACCUAAGCACAGAAGAUUAUAUAAAACGAGUGCCUUCAAUUGAUGUGCUGUGUAAUGAAUUUCACACACCCCACGAUGCAGCAUUUUUCCUGUCUAGGCCAAUGUAUGCACACCAUAUUUCGUCGAAGUAUGAUGAACUGAAAAAAUCAGAAAAGGGAAGUAAACAGCAACAUAAAGUGCAUAAGUACAUAACAUCGUGUGAGAUGGUGAUGGCUCCUGUCCACGAAGCAGUGGUCUCCUUACAUGUUUCCAAAGUCUGGGAUGAUAUCAGCCCUCAAUUCUAUGCUACGUUCUGGUCGUUGACGAUGUAUGACCUUGCAGUUCCACACACCAGCUAUGAACGAGAAGUUAAUAAACUUAAAAUCCAGAUGAAAGCAAUUGAUGACAAUCAGGAGAUGCCUCCAAAUAAAAAGAAAAAGGAGAAGGAACGCUGCACUGCCCUUCAAGACAAGCUUCUUGAAGAAGAGAAAAAACAGAUGGAACAUGUACAGAGAGUUCUACAGAGACUGAAACUGGAAAAGGACAACUGGCUUUUAGCAAAAUCUACCAAAAAUGAGACCAUCACAAAAUUUCUACAGCUGUGUAUAUUUCCUCGAUGUAUUUUUUCAGCAAUUGAUGCUGUUUACUGUGCUCGUUUUGUUGAAUUGGUACAUCAACAGAAAACUCCAAAUUUUUCCACACUUCUUUGCUAUGAUCGAGUUUUCUCUGACAUAAUUUAUACAGUUGCAAGCUGUACUGAAAAUGAAGCUAGUCGAUAUGGGAGAUUUCUUUGCUGCAUGUUAGAAACCGUGACCAGGUGGCACAGUGAUAGAGCCACAUAUGAAAAGGAAUGUGGAAACUACCCAGGAUUCCUUACCAUAUUACGGGCAACUGGAUUCGAUGGUGGAAAUAAAGCUGACCAAUUAGACUAUGAAAAUUUUCGACAUGUUGUACACAAAUGGCAUUACAAGCUAACCAAGGCAUCUGUACAUUGCCUUGAAACAGGCGAAUAUACUCACAUCAGGAAUAUCUUAAUUGUACUCACGAAAAUACUUCCUUGGUACCCAAAAGUUUUGAAUCUGGGUCAAGCGUUGGAGAGAAGAGUGCAUAAAAUCUGCCAAGAAGAGAAAGAGAAGAGGGCUGAUCUAUAUGCAUUGGCUAUGGGCUACUCUGGGCAGUUGAAAAGUAGAAAGUCAUACAUGAUACCAGAAAAUGAGUUUCAUCACAAAGAUCCCCCUCCGAGGAAUGCUGUCGCCAGUGUACAAAACGGGCCUGGUGGUGGGCCUUCUUCAUCGUCGAUAGGAAGUGCAUCUAAGUCGGAUGAAAGCAGUACCGAGGAGACUGAUAAAUCAAGGGAGAGAUCUCAAUGCGGUGUGAAAGCUGUUAAUAAAGCAUCUAGUGCCACCCCAAAAGGGAAUUCAACCAACGGGAACAGUAGCUCUAACAGCAGCAAAGCUGUUAAAGAAAAUGACAAAGAAAAAGGCAAAGAAAAAGAAAAAGAGAAAAAAGAAAAAACUCCAGCUACGACUCCAGAGGCCAGAGUACUUGGUAAAGAUGGGAAAGAAAAACCAAAGGAAGAGCGGCCAAAUAAGGAAGAGAAAGCAAGAGAGACCAAGGAGAGAACACCUAAAUCUGACAAAGAAAAAGAAAAAUUCAAGAAGGAAGAAAAAGCUAAAGAUGAGAAGUUUAAGACCGCUGUCCCCAAUGUAGAAGCAAAGUCGUGUCAAGAGCGAGAAAGAGAGAAGGAGCCGUCCAGAGAGAGAGAUAUAGCAAAGGAAAUGAAGUCAAAGGAAAACGUUAAAGGAGGAGAAAAAGCACCAGUGUCUGGGUCACUGAAGUCACCUGUUCCCAGAUCAGAUCUUCCAGAGCCUGAAAGGGAACAAAAACGCCGCAAAAUUGAUACUCAUCCUUCUCCAUCACAUUCCUCGGCAGUAAAGGACAGUCUCAUCGAACUCAAGGAGUCUUCAACAAAGCUCUACAUUAAUCAUACUCCUCCACCACUAUCCAAGAGUAAGGAGAGAGAAAUGGACAAGAAAGAUUUGGACAAGUCAAGGGAAAGAUCCAGAGAAAGAGAGAAAAAAGAUGAGAAGGACAGGAAAGAACGGAAAAGGGAUCACUCAAACAGUGACCGCGAAGUGCCACCGGACAUAACCAAGAGGCGUAAAGAGGAAAAUGGAACAAUGGGGGUAUCAAAACGCAAAAGUGAAAGUCCAUGCGACUCUCCUUACCCAAAUGAGAAAGACAAGGAAAAAAAUAAGUCAAAAUCUUCAGGCAAAGAAAAAAGUGGUGAUUCGUUUAAAUCUGAGAAGAUGGACAAAAUCUCUUCUGGUGGCAAAAAGGAAUCCAGACAUGAUAAAGAAAAGAUAGAAAAGAAAGAGAAAAGGGACAGUUCAGGGGGAAAGGAAGAGAAGAAACAUCAUAAGUCCUCAGAUAAACACAGAUAAUGAAGACUUUAAAUCAAGGGUGUGGACAGACCCCUAAGCUGAAGGUCUCCCAGAGGAGGAUGCCAAAGCUCAUGCGUCAUUCCAGAAUGAUGUCUCCCCUAUUUAAGAGCUUCUGGUGCUGUCCAUUUACUGGGAAAUCCUGCUUUAAGUCAGAAGAUGAAUACACACCAACCUCCUCUUGAUGAGACAUUCCAAAGUCACGGAUGUUCUGAACAUUGUUUCCACCUCCACAUAGUUUCUUGCAGCAAGGUCCCUGUGUUAUACAAUUUUUACUCAAGAUACGCUACCCAGAAGCAUCUAAUGAAAAUUUCACUGAGUUUUAGUUCUUCCUUCUUUCUUAGAAAGAGAGGAAAUUGCCUCCUGGAACCAGUUCCUUGAUGAUGUAGAUAGGUUGUCGCUUUGUGUGAACUCCUGUAAGUAGGAGAACAUUGGGAUGAUGAUAAUGCUCGAAGAUUUUGGCUUCUUGUCAAAAUUUUAAUUUCAUUUCCCUGAAAGGAUCUUUAUAUAUUUUAACAAUAGCAACAAUUUUAUCCUUCAGUGUUCCCUUAAUUAUGUUUUCACAAUUUCAGUUGCUUACUAAUUCUCCUAAAGUAACAUCUGCGUGACUGAGAAGCCGUUUCUUAUUGCCUAAUGAUGGCCCAUAUUGAUAGUCAUGUUCUUUAUUGGAGCGUUGACUUUUUUUUUUUCAAUUUAAAAUUUAAUAAGAUCACCAUUUUAAAAUGUGCAGUUCUGUGGCUUUUAGUACAUUCAUUAUGCUGUGCAAUCAUUGCCAUUGUCUAAUUCCAGAACAUUUCUGUCACUUUGAAAAGAAAGCCCAGAGCUGUCAGCCAUGCAUUUAAUUCUCUCCUUAUCCUAACCCCUGGUAUUCAUUGAUAUACUUGGUCUCUAUGGGUGUACCUAAUGUGGACAAUGCAUAUAUAUGGAAUCAUGGAAUAUGUGGCAUUUUGUAUCUGGGUUCUUUGACUUAGCAUCAUAUUUUCAAGGUUCAUACAUAUUGUAGCAUGUCAGUACUCCAUUCCUUUUUAAGGCUAAAUAAUAUUCCAUUGAGUGAAUGUGUACCAUAUUUUGUUUGUCCAUUCAUUAUUUGAUGGAUAGGAACAAUGACUUUUUAAGUGUUAAAAUUGUAAGUUCAACAUUAGUGUAUCUAUAAUUAUUAUUGAUAAUGUCAAGAUUAUACAUGGUGUGAACAGAAUACUGUGUAGAAAUAUGACAUGUAAAUUAUUUGUCAGCAUUUCAUAGAAGUGUGAUUUUCUAAGGCCCCUUCUAGCUCUGGUUUUAUGAACUAUGUGAAUGUAGUAUUUUCAUCAGUAAUGUAUUGAGCAUUUAUUUAAACUUUGAGAACAAUGUUAGGCAGAUAUGAAGCUAUUUGCCACAUAUUGUAAUGAUCAUGUUUUGCAUUGAUUUCGAUAUGCAGUAUUUGAAAAAUGUCAAUAAUACAUAAGGAAAGGAGUAUAAUUGAGUCAAUAUAUUUUUAAAACAAUUUUUAUAAUUUAGCAUACAUUGCAUCUUAAUAUGUCACUAUUGAAAUUGUCCUUAUGAAAAAUGUAAUGUCAUUUUUUUUGUUGAUCAUGUAAAAUUGAAUUUGUUACAUGUUCUGUUUAUUUUGGAUAAGCUGUGCUUACGCCUGAAAUGUUCUGGUUGCUGUGUCAUUUUUUGUCCUCACAGCUUUGUCUUCCCCAGCUCUUUGCUAGCUCUUCUCAUACACAUAAUAAGUUUACUACUUUUUGUUUUUUAAAAAGUCAUAAUGUGCUUUAUUUGUUUCUAAGAGUGGGCAAUAAGAAAAAAUGUGCAAAUAUUUUAUUUUUUGGGGGGCAUUCAAUCCUUUAUCAUUUUUGGAAGUUACUAAUUUUCCUUUCUUUCUUUGUUUCUUAAAGCCACUUACCUUUUUUUUCUCCUCUCUGUUCACCUCUGCCUUUUUUUGCUUCAUCCUUUCUCUUCUCCUUCCCACUCGUCCUUCCCUCCUUCCUUCGUUCUCUAUCAUUGUGAUCACUUUGUUUUUUUCAGGUGAUAUUGGAAAGAAAUUGUUCAUCUGUGACCAGAAAAUAAUUUUCCUGAGUAAAUUGCUGGGAAUUAUGAAUCGAAGAGAGCCCAUUUUCAUCUCCUUUAGUUAUUCAGUUAUCAGCUUUAUUGCUCUAUGCUGAAAAUAUAAAAUUGUUGAAUUGUGCAUUACUGUAAUUUAACUUGUUGCUUGGUUUCUACUUGUUUAUUUUCAGUAAUGGCUGAAAGUGUAAACUGUUUGAUAUUUUAGCACAAUGUGCUGCAUACAGUUUCCAACAAGCAAAUAAGGGUUACAUGUGUACAGAAUUUCACUUUUGGUUAAUUACAUAUUGCCUGGGUUUAAUUGUUCUUCGUACGCCCUACUCCCCUAUCUACUUCCUUUUUACUAUUUGAAAAAUAAAAAAAAAUUAUUGAA